Molecule: messenger RNA, 1368 nt
Organism: Spodoptera exigua (beet armyworm)
Lineage: Eukaryota; Metazoa; Arthropoda; Insecta; Lepidoptera; Noctuidae
Source: the annotation of a GenBank genome assembly
UACGUAUCAGAUAAUACUUGUCAUUAAAAAAAUAAUCACCGUAACCUACAAUUCGGCUAUUGCCGUAUUAAUUGAUUAUUUCAUCAUCCACGUAACUGUAAAGUUCAAAGAAAAUACAAUGGUUUUCAAAUGUCAAGAAGAUAGCUUUUUAAAGAAGUUUACUUCGAAAGUGACAAAAUGUGAGCCCACCAAUGAGCCGCUGGUGGAAUACGGAAAGACCUUCCAGUUUGAAGGCUAUCAAGUUACACUGGAGAACACUAUACUUUUUCCUGCUGGAGGUGGACAACCGCAUGAUGUUGGUCGGCUGAAUGACACAGAAGUUGUUCAAGUAUUGCGUAAAGGUGAUGAGGCCCUACAUUUCACGAGAGAGCCAAUUGAAGUGGGCACCGUGGUGGAACAGGAGAUCAAUUGGGACAGACGUUUUGAUCAUAUGCAGCAGCAUUCAGGUCAACAUUUAUUGUCAGCUAUUUUAGAGAAAGAACAUAAUUUACCUACCACAAGCUGGUGGCUGGGUUUGGAUGAAAGCUACGUGGAGUUGGACUCAACUAAAGUUAGUGAAGAAGUUAUUAAAGCAACUGAAAAUAGAUGCAACCAAUUAAUUCAGGAAGCUAUACCCGUCACUGUAAAGUUCUGUAAAGCUAACGACCCAGAUCUAAAUGAGGCCCACACUCGGGGUUUGCCAAAGGAUUGUAUGGAGACGAUCAGAAUCAUAUGCAUGGGCAACAUAGACGAGAAUAUGUGCUGCGGUACUCAUGUCACUAAUCUCAGCCAACUUCAGAGUAUAAAGUUAACUGGCACCGAGCCAGGGAAAAAGGGCAAAACUAAUCUCAAGUUCUUAGUAGGCAACCGAGUUCUGAGGACUUUCCAAUUGAUGCUGGACAGAGAGAAGGCCUUAACUGGAUUACUCAAAAACGAACCAACCAGACACGAGGAUUUAGUUCAAAAACUUCAAAAGAACCUGAAAAUAACCAACAAGAAUUUACAAACGGUCCUGCAAGAACUCGCUCAGUUUGAAAUAGAGAAAAUAAAAAGUGCUACACCAAAACCGAAGUUCGUGAUUAUGUUUAAGAAAGAGGCUACCCCUGAGUUCAACCGAGCUGUUAUUAAGGGCUUGGAGGGCGAAGGCCUAUUUUUAUUCUUUGCUUCAGAAGAACCUGAUAAACCUAAAGAGGGACAGAUCAUUAUACAAGGCCCCGAGGAACACUGCAAUGCUUUAGGGACAAAGAUCACAGAACUACUGAAAGGUAAAGGUGCUUUCAAAAAUGGAAAGUUUCAAGGCAAAGCUGGGGAUCUGAGUGGCAUGAACAAAUGCAAAAAGUUGAUCGAAGACUACUUUAACAGUCUUUAAAUAAAAAUACUCAAAUAUUA